UGAAAAUUUUCUAAAAGAGAUUUUCGAAUAAAAAUUAUAUGAAGAAGGACAUGACUUGCCCACACUAGCAUUAGGGCUCCUUAGUUCAUUUCUUCAUGAGUGAGUUAUACGAACAAACUGAACCUCAUGUUUAUGAGUCAUUUUUACUUCUGUAAAGGAUAUUUUGCUGCAAAGCUUCAUCCACUUAUUGUCGCCACUUCUAUGGGAUUUGCUCUCUACUAGUGGCUCAUUUAACAAGGGAGUACCUAAGAUGAUGAUGAAGCGUGGACUCUCUGCUACGUUAUUUUUUUCUUAGUUUGUGUGGGGCUGAAGGUGUGGAAUCCAGAAACGUAUGCACAUUUUUAUUGUCUGAAGGUUCUGUUUUCAGUGUGUAUGAACAUAUCAAUCAUUUUGAAACGAUUUGUGUGUUCACUUGUGUCGCUCCAUUCAAAAGUGUUAGAAAACAACUAGACAUACUCUCAAUAUAUAUUGAUAUUUACCUAUUGAUUGAGUUUAUCCCUUGAACUAUGCCUAUUGGCACAAUAUAUUUGUUAUAAACUACGUAAACCAAAUCAAAAAUAAAAGGAAUAUGUGUCAUAUUUAUCCCAUGCACACUUUAAAUGUGGUUACGUUUAAUUCUUGUCGUUUUCACAAAGGUGAAAUAAAUUUGAAUCAGAAUUCAAAUUAAUUCAGAUAACACUCUUUUGCACCAAUAUACUCGUAUUUUUUCCCCAACAUUACUUCAUUUCAGUCGUUCCAUCUUACCGGGUUUCAAGCAAAUAAAUUUAUAAACGGUGCUAUUAACACAUUUUAACUUUAGAGAUAAUUCUUCGUAAUGGAGCAAAUUGGCGAUGGAAUUGUACCAACUAUGACACAUUGUAGCUUAAAUUUUCGCGAGCUUCUUCACGAUCCAAACCUUUCAUUGUUUAUGCAUGCUGUUACUCGAAGUAUCAUCGACAGUUCGGAAUCUGCUUCUUUGAUGUCUCGCAUAAAACCUCUUGAUUCUGCGCUCGUGUACCGUUCGGCCCUUUUGGUUCCAUUGAUUUCCAAACACAUUGAUAAGCCUUCCAAUUAUGCCACUGAACUGUUGAACGAGGAAGAUAAGGUUCAAGAGAUUUGUCGAGAUAUUUUAAAUUCUCUGAGUCUUCAGGGAUAUGCUCGUGAGCUUCUACAAGAGUGCCAGUCUUGUGAUCGUGAACCCAAUGGCAGCCUUCGUUUCACUCAACCUCCUUCUCUUUCUCAAAUUCAACAAAUUGAAGAAAAUUACCCCAACUAUAUGCCUUUUAUUCAGAGACGAGAGACACAGUUACAACUUGAAAUUCUUUCUUUAUUUCCCACCGAAUGAAUUCAAGUGAUAGCUAGUAUUUCUUUUGUUUAAAUCUAUCUUUUAAAUCUGCUACUGCUUUAUUACUCUUUUUAAAAAGACGGAAUAACGCAGAUUCCAAGCCAAUCACUUUGGCAAUACCUGA
Molecule: messenger RNA, 1448 nt
Organism: Phytomonas sp. Hart1
Lineage: Eukaryota; Euglenozoa; Kinetoplastea; Trypanosomatida; Trypanosomatidae
Source: the annotation of a GenBank genome assembly